AAUCCAGAUUGCGGCAAAACUGAGAUUAUUCUGCAGCUCACGGCAAAAUUGAUCGCCGACUUAAUUUAAUUAAUUUGUAAUUGUGAAUUGACCGUAUAAUUAUUGUGGGUCGGUUAGUUUGUUUUCGCCAAUGGCUCAGCGACAACAUAGACCUUCCGCACUGAGCUUAAUUAGAACAGAAAGUACAACUUGGGUCUUUUAGGCCUUGGACGUGUGUCAAUUGGAGAAACAUGGCAUCGUGCCAGAGAAUAUUGAAAGGGAUACUGCAUCGUCCUGCGGGGGUCAAGACCUUGGCAUGCAUCAAUUCAGCGUUAAGGUCUCUCUUCACUCUGCCUGGCUGUGUUGACCACUCUCGGUAUUUCAACAUCUCAAUAACUACGGAUGGACUACAAGGAGGACAUUUUGAUCGCCAACAGUCUAUCACGACACAAACGGAACACAAGCGUGUAUUGAACUCUUCUCGAGUGUUAGAUUCCGAAAAGUUCAAGAUGACUUUCCUUCCGGUGAAGCAGAAUGGAAUUAUUGAUCUCCUGUUCCUGAAAACUCCUGAAAUCCUGGACCCCGUUGUGAAUCGAGUCCCUCUCGGAUCCCCCACUUCUGGUGGUAAAGAAUACAUCAUUCCUGGUGCCAAUAACCCUGGAAAAACACUAGAUGACCCAAUCCCCUCCAUGCGUAUCCCAUCUCCCAUUCAGGAAGCUCCGAAUCACGCCCCGAGACUAGAGAAACAUGCUGCACGUCUAAUCGUCAUCCGACGGACCAAGAUGAACAAACAUAAAUUGCGCAAGUUGAGGAAAAAGAUGCACUACAAGUGGUCCAGGAUCAAGGACCGAAGGUACAUUCGCAAGGAGAAGGCUUAUCUUGACCAAAAACUCGCCUUAAUUCAUGCUGCAAUGAAGUUUGACGCGAAAGACUAUGUGGCCGAAGUGAUCAGAAAGGCCAAAGAGGAACCACUCCCACGAAAGUGGACAGAUCCCCUCAUGCCCGAUUGGUAUCGAGAACAAGAAAUGGCCAAGGAAGCUCGACUCAAGCGGUUUCAAAAGGUAGUUAAUAUGUAUAUUAAUAAAGACAUCAAAAUCAAGGUUGAGUAAAUAUAUAUAUGUAAAUGAGUCAAGAAUAGUCAACUUGUUCCAAUAAUUCUUCUAUGGUUUGAAUAAAUAAAUAGUAUGUCAUCGGCUUUCAA
Molecule: messenger RNA, 1180 nt
Organism: Folsomia candida
Lineage: Eukaryota; Metazoa; Arthropoda; Collembola; Entomobryomorpha; Isotomidae
Exons: 4
Coding region: 231-1088 (285 amino acids)
Source: RefSeq, a predicted model, not a curated record